This is a messenger RNA of Tachyglossus aculeatus (Australian echidna), 3113 nucleotides long. It is a transcript of the gene RGP1, whose product is annotated as RGP1 homolog, RAB6A GEF complex partner 1. The coding region runs from base 1700 to 2875 and encodes 391 amino acids. The record is from RefSeq and is a predicted model, not a curated record. NCBI's taxonomy places the organism in Eukaryota, Metazoa, Chordata, Mammalia, Monotremata, Tachyglossidae. The transcript has 8 exons. Gene Ontology annotation, cellular component: Ric1-Rgp1 guanyl-nucleotide exchange factor complex; Golgi membrane. Gene Ontology annotation, biological process: retrograde transport, endosome to Golgi.
CCCGAACGGACGAGAGGGGAGAAGAACAGGCCUGUUUUUCGGUGGUUGCUUUGCAACCCGCCCGAGCCGAAUCGAUCCAUCGCAUUUAUUGAUUUUUUUAUCGUAUUGAUUGAGCGCUUGCUGUGUGCUGAGCGCCUGGGAAGCCCAAGUGGGCGGGAGCAGGGUGCAAGUUGGUUCGGCCCGAACGGACGAGAGGGGAGAAGAACAGGCCUGUUUUUCGGUGGUUGCUUUGCCACCCGCCCGAGCCGAAUCGAUCCAUCGCAUUUAUUUAUUUUUUUAUCGUAUUGAUUGAGCGCUUGCUGUGUGCUGAGCGCCUGGGAAGUACAAGUGGGCGGGAGCAGGGUGCAAGUUGGUUCGGCCCGAACGGACGAGAGUGGAGAGGAGCAGGCCUGUUUUUUGGUGGUUACUUUGCCACCCACCCGAGGCGAAUCGAUCCAUCGUAUUUAUUGAUUUUUUAAUCGUAUUUACUGAGCGCUUGCUGUGUGCUGAGGGCCUGGGAAGCCCAAGUGGGCGGGAGCAGGGUGCAAGUUGGUUCGGCCCGAACGGACGAGAGUGGAGAGGAGCAGGCCUGUUUUUUGGUGGUUACUUUGCCACCCACCCGAGGCGAAUCGAUCCAUCGUAUUUAUUGAUUUUUUAAAUCGUAUUUAUUGAGCGCUUGCUGUGUGCUGAGCGCCUGGGAAGUCCAAGUGGGCGGGAGCGGAGUGCGCGUUGGAUCGGCCCGAACGGACGAGAGUGGAGAAGAACAGGCCUGUUUUUCGGUGGUUGCUUUGCCACCCACCCGAGGCGAAUCGAUCCAUCGUAUUUAUUGAUUUUUUAUCGUAUUUAUUGAGCGCUCGCUGUGUGCUAAGCGCCUGGGAAGCUCAAGUGGGCGGGAGCGGAGUGCGCGUUGGUUCGGCCCGAACGGACGAGAGUGGAGAAGAACAGGCCUGUUUUUCGGUGGUUAUUGUACCACCCACCCGAGCCGAAUCGAUCCAUCGCAUUUAUUGAUUUUUUAUCGUAUUGAUUGAGCGCUUGCUGUGUGCUGAGCGCCUGGGAAGCUCAAGUGGGCGGGAGCAGAGGAGUGCGCGUUGGUUCGGCCCGAACGGACGAGAGUGGAGAAGAACAGGCCUGUUUUUCGGUGGUUAUUGUACCACCCACCCGAGCCGAAUCGAUCCAUCGCAUUUAUUGAUUUUUUAUCGUAUUGAUUGAGCGCUUGCUGUGUGCUGAGCGCCUGGGAAGCCCAAGUGGGCGGGAGCGGAGUGCGCGUUGGUUCGGCCCGAACGGCGAGGGACCAGAGUGGAGAAGAACAGGCCUGUUUUUUGGUGGUUAUUGUACUACCCGCCCGAGCCGAAUCGAUCCAUCGCAUUUAUUGAUUUUUUAAUCGUAUUUACUGAGCGCUUGCUGUGUGCUGAGCGCCUGGGAAGUAUAAGUGGGCGGGAGCAGGGUGCAAGUUGGUUCGGCCCGAACGGACGAGAGUGGAGAGGAGCAGGCCUGUUUUUUGGUGGUUACUUUGCCACCCACCCGAGGCGAAUCGAUCCAUCGUAUUUAUUGAUUUUUUUAUCGUAUUGAUUGAGCGCUUGAUGUGUGCUGAGCGCCUGAGAAGUCCAAGUGGGCGGGAGCAGAGUGGGAGCCAACGAUUGCGUGACCUUUGACCCUCCCGCCACUCAUUCAGGCGUCUUGAUCGGGCGCCUACUAGGUGCAGGGCACUGGGCUAAGCGCCAUGAUCGAGGUGGUGGCCGCGCUGAGCCGGGGCCCGGUGUUCCUGGCUGGGGAGGCGCUGGAGUGUGUCGUCACUGUCACCAACCCCCUGGCCCCGACGGCCACCUCGGCCUCCAGCGAGGCCUUGGCCUGGGCCAGUGCUCAGAUCCACUGCCAGUUCCACGCCAGCGAGAGUCGUGUGGCGUUGCCUCCACCGGAUGCCAGUCAGCCAGAUGUCCAGCCCGAGAGCCAGACUGUGUUCCUGCCACACCGAGGUGAACGGGGUCAGUGUAUUCUUUCCACCCCUCCGAAGAUCUUAUUCUGUGACCUGCGACUCGAUCCUGGGGAGUCCAAGUCCUAUUCCUACAGUGAAGUCCUUCCGGUGGACGGGCCACCUUCGUUCCGGGGUCAGUCAGUCAAGUAUGUCUACAAGCUGACCAUCGGCUGUCAGAGGGUCAACAGCCCCAUCACCUUGCUUAGGGUCCCGCUGAGGGUGCUAGUGCUGACUGGCCUGCAGGAUGCCUGCUUUCCCCAGGAUGAGGCAGUGGCCCCCUCCAGCCCAUUCCUGGAGGAGGAGGAAGGCAGAAGGAAGGAUUCACAACUGGCAGAGCUGGCAGGAGAACUUCUCAUGGCUGCCACAUCCCGCCGCAACCUGCAGUUGUACAAUAUCAGCGACGGCCAGGGGAAGGUCGGGACGUUUUGCAUCUUCAAAUCCGUGUACAGACUCGGGGAAGACAUAGUGGGGACGCUGAGCCUGGAGGAGGGGGCUGUCGCCUGUCUGCAGUUCUCGGUGAGCUUGCAGACGGAGGAGAGUGUGCAGCCUGAGUACCAGAGGCGCCGGGGGAGCGGAGGCCCACCUCCUGUGUCUCACGUGACUCACGCCCGGCACCAGGAGUCCUGCCUGCACACAGCCAGGACUAGUUUCUGCCUUCCUAUCCCACUCAGUUCCACGCCCGGCUUCCGCACUGCUAUCGUGUCCCUCCGGUGGCGGCUCCACUUUGAAUUUGUGACUGCACGGGAGCCGGGUUUGGUUUUGCUCCCCCCGACAGAGUGGCCUGAAUCCGGGACUUGGACGGGACCAGAGCAGGUGCCCGUGGACACCUUCAGCUGGGACCUGCCCAUUAAGGUGCUGCCCACCAGCCCUGCCCAGGCCUCUUACGCUGCCCCAGGCCCCAGCACCAGCACCGUCACCAUCUGAGAACCCUCCCUCGACCCGACCCUCGAGCUGCGACAGGACAUCGGCCUCUGCUCCAACCCUCGGAGCUUGGGGGAUUCGGACCGGGAUGGGUGCCCGCGGUGACUUGGACGGGAGGCCGCUGAGGUGGUGGGGGACAGGCGCCCGAGAGGUCCUGGCAGCCCUGACGACUGGAGACGUUGUACAGAGUCGUUAACUUAUUUAUUAGAAUAAAGUCGCAGCUGCUAGUGGUUUCCCCGAA